Molecule: messenger RNA, 1775 nt
Organism: Morone saxatilis (striped sea-bass)
Lineage: Eukaryota; Metazoa; Chordata; Actinopteri; Moronidae
Gene: sars1
Product: seryl-tRNA synthetase 1
Biological process (GO): seryl-tRNA aminoacylation
Cellular component (GO): cytosol
Molecular function (GO): serine-tRNA ligase activity; ATP binding; tRNA binding
Source: RefSeq, a predicted model, not a curated record
GCUCAUUCGGCUCUUUCUGUCAGACAGACAGCGUGGAAAGAUGGUGCUCGAUUUGGACCUGUUUCGGACCGACAAAGGCGGCGAUCCAGAAAUCGUCCGUGAGACCCAGAGGAAGAGGUUCAAGGAUGUAACACUCGUUGAUAAACUGGUGGCCGCAGACACAGAGUGGAGAAAAUGCCGCUUUACUGCAGACAACCUCAACAAAGCCAAGAACCUCUGCAGCAAGAGCAUUGGGGAGAAAAUGAAGAAGAAGGAACCAGUUGGGGAGGAUGAGUCCGUACCUGAGGAAGUACAGAACCUGGAGUCCCUAACAGCUGAAACGCUAUCGCCCCUGACAGUAAGCCAGAUCAAGAAGGUGCGGUUGUUGGUGGACGAGGCUGUGGAGAAAACUGACAGCGAGAGGAUAAAGCUGGAGGCAGAGCGCUUCGAGUACCUGAGGGAGAUCGGCAACCUUCUGCACCCAUCUGUACCCAUCAGCAAUGAUGAGGACGCAGACAACAAGGUGGAGCGCACCUGGGGUGACUGCACCGUCGAGAAGAAGUACUCCCAUGUUGACCUGGUGGUCAUGAUCGAUGGCUUUGAUGGAGAGAGGGGAGCUGUCGUGGCUGGGAGCAGAGGUUACUUUUUGAAGGGGCCGCUGGUGUUCCUGGAGCAGGCUCUCAUCAAUUACGCCCUAAGGCUCCUCUACAGCAAGAAAUACACCAUGCUCUACACACCCUUCUUCAUGAGGAAAGAAGUCAUGCAGGAGGUCGCCCAGCUCAGCCAGUUUGACGAAGAACUUUACAAGUAUCGACCAGGAGAUGUCUAAGAAAGCAAAGAAACAGCAGGGAGGAGGGGGGAAGAAGAAGAAGCAGGAAGGAGGAGACCAGAACCUGCCCAACGCCAUGGAGACCAUGUCCGUCAACGACUCAUAGACUCCAGCACACGACGGCAGCGUCUCUUCACCAACCACACAGAUAGAAAGUGAUGGAAUAGAGCCUCAUAAGUAAUGAUGAACUAAAAUGGUUAGAAAAUGGGGAAAUCUGUCAAGUAGGCACUUAAUGUAAUCCAUAGCUGAUAAAGAAGGCUGGCUCCAUCUCAUCUGUGUCUGUCUGAAUGGUUGGUGUCAUUCAUCUCAGCUGUUCCUCUCCUCACUCAAUGAAAAGGGAUCUCUCUCUCUCUGCACUCAUCUACAGUCCACUUCAGAGUCCACUGACCGCCUGUCUGUCCUUUUCUCCCAUCUACAGCAACACUGAGCCUAAAACAAACAGAUAAGCCUCAGAUAUUCAGCAGCAGCAUUUCUGGUUUCUGUGACUGGUGUGUAGUGCAGAUAAAGCACUGCUUAUACACAGGUACACGUUUGUUUCCAGCUUUUCGGCACCUGUAAUCAGUGAAAGGUGUGGUUUUUGUAAAACUGAUCAAUAACUGUCUGAAAUCUCUGUUCAUCGGCUCUUUGUUGAGACCAAAACCUGCAUCUUUGCUAUAAAAUGUGGUUGAUUACUUUGCGUCUGAAGCGGCUUUAAAGCUGAUCAAACUACCGUAAUUGAGGAUCGUGUGAAGGUGAUCAGGUUUUUGUCUGUUUUAGGCUUCCCUUUUUGUCGUCUCUGAACACAGUCAUCAUCUUCGACCAUUGUUGCUUGACGUCAUUGUUGACCAUAAUGCUGUUCACUAUCUUAUGAUCGAGACAUCGACAUUGUCCGUAUGCGCUUGCUAAUAUAAAGAUAUAUAUAUGAUCAAGCAUUGAUGAAGUGGCACUCACUGUAAACAAAUAUUAAAUACAGUUGAUAUGGAACUUG